AUGUGCUUGUGUGUAGAACUAAUUGAUAACAUUUGCGUCAAGAUUUUGUUGUGUAGUUUCAUGGAGAAGAGUACUCCAGACCUAGAAAAUUGUCAUGAUGAAAACAUGAUCAAUGAUUUACCCAGCGAUUUGCUUGUAAAAAUAUUGUCCCUUCUCCCAACAAAAGAUGCAGUGGCCACAAUGGUUUUAUCAAAACAGUGGUUGUCUGUUUGGACAAUGGUGCCGAUUCUCACGUACAAAGAGAGCAACAAUAUUUCUGAAGGUGAACAUAAAAGUGUGUGGCAUUUUCUUGAUAUGUCAUUGAAAUUCCACAAGGCACCUAUCUUAGAAUUUUUUGAUGUAGAACUCGGUCCACAAUGUCCUGUUGAUGUUGAUGUUGGAAAGUGGAUUAUAAAUGCUGUUGAUCGCAAAGUGAGCAAACUAAGGUUCGAGCUCAAAUGGUCAGCAAAGCCUAUCAACUUGCCUAAGAGCCUCUACACAUGUGAUACACUUGUCUUUUUGAGUCUUUCCGACAUGAUCUUCGUGGAUAUUGUUUGUCCGGCUUUCCUCCCAUCCCUCAAAACUCUUUACCUCAUACAUGUCGUGUAUAAAGACGAAGAUUCUCUUAUUAUGCUUUUAUCGAGUUGUCCUCUUCUCAAACUUUUAUUAAUGGCACGAUAUAAGGAAGACAAUUUGAAAAAUGUCAAACUUAAAGUAUCUUCUCUAGAAAACUUGUUCUAUAGGCAUGAACGUGAUGAUGAUGUAGAAGAUAUUCAGGUAUCUUUGGUUAUCAAUUCUCCUAGAUUAAAGAAAAUUUUCAUACGGGAUCCUUCCGGAGCCUCUUGCUCGAUUGAAAAUACAGAUCGCCUUAAUAAGGCAACUAUAUUUUCUUGUCAAACUGAUGACAAUUUUAUGAGAUAUCCUUCUUCGCUCGUAUGUCUUAAUAUAGUUUUGAAUAUAACAACGGACGAUCCAUAUGAUGAUGUCCCCAUUUCUUGGAAUCAUCCUGCAUCUGUUCCCAAUUGCUUGUUGACCCAUCUUGAGAUCUUUGAAUGGGAUGCUUAUGGAGGAAGAAGUGAAGAGAAGGAACUUAUGAGAUACAUCCUUGGCAACUCUUUGCGUUUAAAAAGAAUUGCAAUCUCCAUUAAAUCAACAAGUAAACUUGAAUAUAGAGAGAAGAUGAUGGAUGAGUUAAAAUCUAUGUCCAGAAUUUCAGAAUCUUCUCAGCUUAUGUUCAACACAAAACUUGUGCAAAAAGAACGUGUAAUGCAUGUUAAACCAGAAUAA
Thlaspi arvense is the source of this 1266-nucleotide messenger RNA. The record is from the annotation of a GenBank genome assembly. NCBI's taxonomy places the organism in Eukaryota, Viridiplantae, Streptophyta, Magnoliopsida, Brassicales, Brassicaceae.